AUCAAUGGUAUUCGAAUUUUGGCUCUGAAAGACAAAGAACCGGUACGCGGAUGCAUCGUCUCCGCGCUUUUUUAACAACAGAAAAAACACGGUCUCGCGCGUGUGAAGUUCAAAACCGUUGCAACAGUUGUCAGUGGCUGCAAAAUGGGCAGAGGGUGUGUUCAAGGUGCGUGCCUUCAUUAAGAUUCGGACUUGGGACUCGCAGUUUUCGUUUUCAGAGCUCGACAGGUGCGAGCAGGACAAAGCCGAGAGUGUUUAACAUGUAGGAUAGAGUAUAGUUGAGUUUGCAACGUUUUUUUUCGGUGCUUCGCCAGUUUUUAAUAUUAUUCUUGGAGACAGGAGAAUAUUUAUACAUUGUGUAUAUUUUUUAACUGCUGGUUUUAUAAUACAUUCGACAUGGAAGAACAUUCAUUCCACGAGAAAGAAGGCCAUAAUGACAACUCUAUUCAGCAUCGACUAUCUGAAUCAAGACCAAAAUUUAAGCCUGUGCUGGUAAAGAAGUUGUUAGCCGAUGAGAGUGACGAUGACACUGAUGAUCCACCUUCAAAUUCAGAUCAUUCAGAUGAGGAGUUUGAUGAUUUUGAAGGUGGUUUUCAGCCGCUUUCUGAGGAAACUGCCGACGAUUCCAAAAGCAAACCCAGUUUAGUUGCUAAAACUGAUGUUCAACUAGAUGUUGUAAUCAAGGAAGAAGCUGUGGCUGCUACUACUAGUGUCACAAGUACUGUUGAAAAGGUUGAAUUGCCAAGAAGUGAUGGCCAUGUUAGAAGCAAGGAAGCUGCUGAGUCAAAGUCAGUUUUGAAUGCUUAUUUGAAAGAUUCUUUGAGAAUUACAGAGUAUGUAGUGAAAAAGAGUGAAGAAGAAAAAUUAUUGUUAGACAAAGCUCCUGCUGGGGCAAAUUGUAAAAGCGAUCUAGAAAGUGUCACGCUGCAAUCUCAAUGGCAACCAAAAGCAGCUACAAUUCUAGAUAAGAGAAAAUCUUCCUCUAUGAAAGAUCCAAAUGAUUUGAAUGCCAAGCCUAAAUAUUCUCCUGAUAUAAAACGUCAUUCUAAUAGCUCUGUUGUAAAUCAAGAGAGUCUUGAGCAUAAUAGAUUUUCCUCUUCAAGUCUAAAUAAACAGCAUAGUAAUGAAAUAAGUGAAGAAAGAUCUUCAAUGGCCUCAAAGGCAGAUCAAAUAGGUAGUACGAAGUGCUCUGGUUCUCAGUCAACAGCGAAUGCAUCAAUGGCAGCAAUGGAUACUCCAAUGAAGCAACCACAAGGAUCUGCCAGACCAAAUCCUUGUCACUCGCAUAGAAAUAUUUUCCAAACUCCCCAGAGCAAGAUAGGGAGUGAAUUUGCUAAGAAUUCUAUACAAACACCUGCUACAAUAUUUUCACAUUGGUCCCAACAACACAUGGCUCAGACUCCAAUGCAAAGUCAAAUUUCUUCAUCAAGAGAGUCAAGAGAAUCAAGGGAACCUAUGCAAACUCCAGCAACAAGCAUUGCUCAGUCACAAAGUUCUAGACAUGAAAAUCCAAGGUAUUUUACUGGUGAAAGUAAAAGUGUUCGCAGACCGCUAGCAGAGACCAUGUAUUCAGCCCCAACACAUGGGCCACAACUUCCAAGGUUACAGGAAGCACCAAAUGAAACUAAUCAUAGCCCUCCAAUUUCAAGAGAAAGUGGAAGUAUAGUUAAACCUGAUAAUUUUCAAGAAAAGAAACCUGUAUAUAGUUCUACUCACGUCACUCAUGAAACCAAGGAAAAUCGAAAUCCUAAUCCUCAUGAAAUUGUUAAAAACGAAGGUCAUGCAAAAUUGGCAGCAUCUGAAUCAAGACAUUCUAUUCAGUCCCAUAUUGAAAGCAAGCCAAAGAUGGAAUAUCACAGUAAUGCUUAUAGCAAUAUGCAACCCCCAAGAACAUCAGAUAAUUAUCAAGUCAAAGAAAGUCAGAAUGCACACCCCCCAAUCCCAAGUCAAGCAGAGCAAAUGCAAACGAUUCAGUGCUCAAUUCCUCAACAGCUUAAUUCAUGGAACUCGAGACAAAAUAAAAUCAUUACUGUCAAAGAUCGCCAGUAUUUAGUUUUAGGUGUUCUUGGCCAGGGGAUGAGCUGUGAAGUUGUGAGGGCACAAGACUUAUCCAGUUCAGAACUGAGAGCUAUUAAGUGUGUUAAUCUGAGUAAGAUGGAUAAGGAUUCAGCUCAAGGGUGUUUGCAGGAAAUUUGUAUGCUUGACAGAUUGAAAGCUCCUUGCAUCGUUCACAUGUAUAAUUUUGAGAUAAAACAACCGUGGGUUCAUGUUGUUAUGGAAAUAGGUGACACAGACUUGAGUCGUUUACUGAAGUCUAUGUUGCAAGAAAAGAAACAAAUACCUCUGACAAUGAUUCUUUACUAUUGGACAGAAAUGUUGACUGCAGUAAAGCACAUCCACGAAAAUGGAGUCAUUCAUUCCGAUCUAAAACCUGCGAAUUUCUUAUUAGUACGAGGUAGAUUAAAACUCAUAGACUUCGGUAUCGCAUCAAAUAUCAAUUCGGAUAUGACAUCUGUUGUUAAAAACUGUCCGAUCGGCACUUUAAACUAUAUCAGUCCCGAAGCACUGAUGGAUGUUAAUGCAGGAAGCACCGAUUCUCCGAAUCAUAGUAAUAAAUUCAAGAUAAGUUACAAAUCCGAUGUUUGGUCAUUGGGUUGUAUUUUAUAUGGACUAGUCUACGGCGUAACCCCGUUCAAUCACAUCCGUCAACAGUGGGCUAAAAUCAGUGCUAUAACUGAUCCCAAGCAUAAGAUAAAUUUCCCUCUGAAGACGGGAUCCGAACCAGUACCAUUAAUUUUGGUCGACGCAAUGCGCAAGUGUCUGCAACGCGACGCUAAAGCAAGACCUACGGUAGCUGAACUCCUAGAAAUUCCAUACUUACAGAGCAACAUAAGUGCUCCAAUAGUACCAAGUAUACCACCGAAUAUCCUGAUUAAGAUCAAGCAUGCUCUUUCUGACGAAGAGUGGAAACAACUUACUGAGAUACUUGAUACUAGAGGGAAACCGUGAUUUAUGUUACUAAAAUUAUGAAAAAUGUACAAAUCGUAUACUACUUGUUAGAUUUUAGAGCAUUGAAAGUUAUAUUUAUAAAUAAGAGAAUUCCACAAAACGCCUA
Molecule: messenger RNA, 3115 nt
Organism: Nasonia vitripennis (jewel wasp)
Lineage: Eukaryota; Metazoa; Arthropoda; Insecta; Hymenoptera; Pteromalidae
Gene: Mps1
Product: serine/threonine-protein kinase mph1
Exons: 7
Coding region: 397-3009 (870 amino acids)
Biological process (GO): protein localization to kinetochore; peptidyl-serine phosphorylation; mitotic spindle assembly checkpoint signaling
Cellular component (GO): spindle; kinetochore; nucleus
Molecular function (GO): protein serine/threonine/tyrosine kinase activity; ATP binding; protein serine/threonine kinase activity
Source: RefSeq, a predicted model, not a curated record